This is a messenger RNA of Paramecium sonneborni, 1285 nucleotides long. Lineage: Eukaryota; Ciliophora; Oligohymenophorea; Peniculida; Parameciidae. The record is from the annotation of a GenBank genome assembly.
AUGCUAUCUGAGGAAAAUGAAUGGUAAAAAGUAGUAUAAUCAACAACCAAAAUAGAUUAACAAAUUAAGAAUAUUAAAAUGAGAUUAUAAUCAGCAUUAACUUAGUUAAUAAUUUAAUCAGAAGAACAUAAUAAAAAUAUCAAUCCUGAUCCAAUCAUUCAAAAAACUAAUGUCCAUUUACUUAUUCAACAUAACAGUAGAUCUAUCGAAAAAAGAGAUAAACCUGCUCUAAGAUAAUGUGCAUCCAAAUCUCCUAUUCGAACUCCAGAAUCUACAGAUUGCCCAUCUCCAAUAUCAUAAAUUGCUUAUAAUUCUACUUUAAAAAUGCAAUUAAAAGCAGCAGAACUUUUGAGUCCCAAAUACUAAAAUAUAUCAGAUAGGUUUCAUAUAGGCAAAUUCUUAGGAAAGGGCAAAUUUAGUGAUGUAUUUUAAGCAUAGUAAAAUAUUAAUUUAAGUUAGAGAAAAAUCAUCUAAAGUGUUAGUGGCUUUAAAAGUAAUUUAAAAAAAUGUAAUUAACAAAUAUAAGAUGGAAGCAUAAUUAGCUCAUGAAAUAAAAAUUUAGAGUUAUUUAAAUCAUCCAAACAUUCUUAAACUAUAUGGUGUAUUCUAAGAAUAAACAAAAGUAUUGUAUAAAUGAUAAAAAUAAGAUUGUUUUAAUUUUAGAAUACGCACCAGAUGGUGAAUUAUAUAAAUUGCUUAAGAAGUAAACUAAUAGAAGAUUUAGUGAAAAUAAAGCUGGAAAUUAUAUUGCAUAGAUAGUAGAAGGAAUUUCAUAUAUGCAUAAAAUGAAAGUAAUUCAUAGAGAUAUAAAGCCAGAAAAUAUAUUAAUAAGUCUAGUAAUAAAUAAAAUGAAUAAAUUUAGUAAUUUUUAAAAAUAGCUGAUUUUGGAUUAGCAACAUAUUCACCAGAAUCAAAACCAAGAUAAUCUUUUUGUGGAACAAUUGAUUAUAUGUCUCCUGAGAUAGCAUCUGGUUAAGAUUAUGAUCAUUCAGUAGAUUUAUGGUCAAUAGGAAUCUUAGCUUAUGAAUUGACAACUGGAACAACACCAUUUUAUUAAUCUUCAAAAGAAGAUACAAUGAGAAAAAUAAUAGAAGGAAGAGUUGAUUUUCCUAAAUAUGUUUCUUAUGAAUUAUAAGAUUUCUCAAAAUGUUGUUUAAGGAAAGAUCCAUCUUAAAGAUUGAGAUUAGAAUAAAUGGCUAUACAUAAAUGGAUUUAGAUGAAUCAUUAAGCAGGAGGAUAGUAUGACAGAAUGCUAGUUUAAUAAUUAGUAACAAUUUUGAAAUGA